Molecule: messenger RNA, 2132 nt
Organism: Cylicocyclus nassatus
Lineage: Eukaryota; Metazoa; Nematoda; Chromadorea; Rhabditida; Strongylidae
Source: the annotation of a GenBank genome assembly
GUAUUGGAUGCAGUAAUAUCUGAACCCAUUUUAUGGGUCGGAUUUGCAAAAAUCAUAAAAAAGAUUAGGCAAUGAACCUCAAACUUGCUUUCUUGAGUUAACGUUGAACCAGUCUUUUCCUCUGUUUGGCAGUAUUUGGUUUGACAAUAUGAAGACCAUUUUUUUCUUGCUGUCUGAUACGAAAACAAUAAAUCCAGCGGCAAACCAGAUUGAGGUUGGCGCUACAAACUUCUAUGUGCUAAUGGAUGUCGAGUCGUAGCUAUAGAGGACGAUAAUGUCUGCAAUGUCUGAGGAAUGGGGUAUGGUUCAAGUAGCCGCAACAAGAGCAGCUUCUGGCGAGAUGUGCUUCCCGGGGCAAUUACCUGGCGAAAAAGUUGAAAAUAUUGAUCGAAAUAUUGGAUACUUAUCACCAAUAGGAAAAGGAAAAAUUACGGGUCGUGUUAUACUAACUAGGUAUCGAUUGAGGUUCGAAGGCAGUGAUGAGAUUUGUCAGUUCGAUGUUCCACUUGGUUGUAUCUCGAAAGUAGAAAAAGUUGGGCAUUCAAAUGUUAGCCGAGGUGAAGAUGCCUACGGAAUACUCAUUUCUUGCAAGGAUAUGCGGCAUAUACGUUUUACAUGCCAACCCUCUACGCAUAGUAGAAGACCGUUAUUUGAUGCUCUACUUAGAUUUGCUUUCCCAUUGACGAAUAGAGAGCCUCUCUAUGCUUUUCUCUAUGCAAAAGCAGUGCGCGAAUCAUCGCCGCCUAAUACCGGAUCCAGGUCAUUGAUAGACGGUUGGACUAUCUAUGAUGCAAAACUGGAACUGAAUCGACUUGGUGUCCCUAAUGAACAAUGGGAAAUCACACAGCUAAACCAUAAUUACGAAUUUGCGGAUACCUAUCCGCGCGUGCUUGCGAUACCCGCUGCUGUAGAGCAUAAAGGUCGCGAUUUCCUAGAACGAGUUGGUGAACACAGAAGUCGCCAACGCAUUCCUGUACUGAGCUGGCUCCAUCCAGAAACUCAGGCAUCCAUAACACGAUGUUCGCAACCGAUGUCAGGAAUUGCGAAUAAAAGAUGUCCCGAUGACGAAUGGUUUUUGAAACAAAUAGUCUCUGCUAACGCACAUACUCACCAGCUGCUAAUAUUUGAUGCGCGUCCAGUUGUUAAUGCAAAGGUGAAUAAAGCCAAAGGCGGUGGGUACGAAGAAUCCUAUGAUCAAUGUCAUCUUCUCUUUCUCAACAUUCACAAUAUCCACGUGGUUCGCGAAUCUCUGAGAAAACUGAAAGAAUGCUUAUUUCCUCGUGUUGACGAGAAAAACUACCUCAAAGCUGUGGAUGAAUCGAAGUGGCUCAAUCAUAUUCAGUCGAUAAUCGAAGGAGCUGUACAAAUUGUGUCGGAAGUAGAGCAAAAUCGAAAUUCGGUGCUUGUGCAUUGCUCGGAUGGAUGGGAUCGUACUGCUCAGCUCACUGCAUUAGCGAUGAUACAGCUUGACCCGUAUUACCGCACUAUAAAGGGUUUUGCUGUACUUAUCGAGAAAGAAUGGUGCAGUUUUGGUCAUAAAUUUGCGCAUAGAAUUGGACACGGAGAAGACAAAGCAUCCGAUGGAGAAAGAUCACCAGUCUUUGUACAAUUCAUCGAUUGCGUUUGGCAGCUUUUGCAACAGUACGAAUGCCAUUUUGAAUUCAACUCUUUUCUUCUGAUCACAAUUUUGGAUGAACUGUAUGCAUGUAGAUAUGGCACAUUCCUGUACAAUAGCGAGAAGCAAAGAAUGGAAAUGAAAUGCAUGAAAGAAACCAUCUCCUUAUGGACUUAUGUUCUAGAAAACAAGAAAUUAUUUAUGAAUCCGUUAUAUAAUGCAGGUGAACAACGUACCGUUCUCACCAUGAGUUCAUCUAUGCGCGUUCUGCGAGUAUGGACAGAAUACUAUGCAAGGUACAAUCAUGAUGUGAUAGCACCGGGAACAUCGGCUGCUAAACGCUAUGCUAUUGAGCGUGCCUGUGGAAAAAGGGCUUUAUUGGAAGAACUUGUCAAUAUGUCCCAAGUGUAGGCGCUUAAAGAAUUCACAUCAAUCUCGUAAUCCUAUUAUUUUUGUCCCUAUGAAAUUCACUUGACCCGGUUACCAGCAAGUGUGGUAGACAUGGUCACAUCAUGUU